AUGGAGGCGACAGAUGGCUAUCUUGCAAGCAACGGCGACUGCUCUCCAAGGAAGGAGAACUCGAGAAUGCUGGUGGACCUGUCGGCCAACACGCCCAACGGGCAACACUCCCAAAGUCCCGUGUCCCCUAACGCACAUACAAUCAAACAAGAGGAAGGGACUGAAGAGGAGGGAGAGAGGAGAACCGUAGGCCCUGAUGAGACAGGCCAGAGUGGUGAAGAAGGAUCAGGAUUGGAAGAGCCCAUGAUUGACAGUCCAAACAACCUACAGGAUGUUGCACCCGGAACAGAGAGUCCAGCUGAGACGGGGAUACGAUUGCCCAAUGGGGACAGGCCUUUCCAGUGCAACCAGUGUGGAGUUUCAUUCACGCAGAAGGGUAACCUUCUGAGGCACAUCAAACUGCACACGGGUGAAAAGCCUUUCAAAUGCCCAUUCUGUAGCUAUGCCUGUCGACGACGCGACGCCCUGACUGGACACCUUCGCACACACUCAGUGGGUAAACCACACAAGUGCAACUAUUGUGGGAGGAGUUACAAACAGCGCACAUCAUUGGAGGAACACAAAGAACGCUGCCAUAACUACCUCCAGAGUGUUGGCAUGGAUCCCAGCACCAAUACUGGCCCAUAUCCAGCUGACGUUCCCAAGGAGCAGAGGGCACUGCCUGAGUCCGCUGGGAUGGUGCCCUUUGACCGGCCUCCAGUCAUCGAGAGACUGCAGAGUAACGUGGGCAAGAGGAAAAGCACCACGCCACAGAAGUUUGUGGGUGAGAAGAUGGUACGUUACUCCUACAACGACAUCAACUAUGACAUGAGCAUGAAGUACGAGAAGGAGGCUGAGCUCAUGCAGGCUCACAUGAUGGACCAGGCCCUGGGGGUUCUCCCGUACAUGGGUUCUGACACUCUCAGGCCUGUCUUACACCACCCGCCGCUCUCCAUGGCUGAGGUCGUCCCCAUGGUCAACCCUCUCUUCCACCCCGUCUAUUCCCUGGGGCAGCGUCUGGAUAGGCCCAGCAGCCGAGAAGGCCCGCCCCUUCCGCACCCCCCGCCCGAAGGCUUCCCGUCCCAGAACGGCGCAAUACCCUUAGUCAGGUCCAAGAAUGUCCAAGCGGGACGGGAAGGGUCGCCUGGCAACAGCCCCCAGGAUUCUGCCGAUUCCGCUCGGAGCAGCCCCCGCGAGAAACUGGCCAAUCACAGCAACGCCCAGUCCAGGUCCAGGACCAGCCCGGGCUACGCGCGGGGGGAGGAGGUGAGAGUGGUGGAGGCCGGCCCCGGAGCGGUCCGGGUCGGGUCGAGUCGGGAGGCCGUACGUGUGUUCAGCCGCGAGGGACAGGAGCUGAGGGCCUUUCAGUGCGAGCACUGCCGAGUGCUUUUCCUGGACCACGUCAUGUACACCAUCCACAUGGGUUGUCAUGGUUACAGGGACCCGCUGGAGUGCAACAUCUGCGGCCACUGCAGCAAGGACCGCUACGAAUUUUCUUCGCACAUCGUACGAGGGGAACACACCUUUCGUUAA
This is a messenger RNA of Chanos chanos (milkfish), 1512 nucleotides long. RefSeq names its product IKAROS family zinc finger 2 (gene ikzf2). NCBI's taxonomy places the organism in Eukaryota, Metazoa, Chordata, Actinopteri, Gonorynchiformes, Chanidae. Bases 1 to 1512 code for a protein of 503 amino acids. The transcript has 7 exons. Gene Ontology annotation, molecular function: DNA-binding transcription factor activity; RNA polymerase II cis-regulatory region sequence-specific DNA binding. The record is from RefSeq and is a predicted model, not a curated record. Gene Ontology annotation, biological process: regulation of transcription by RNA polymerase II.